AAAAAAUACUUUUAUUAUGCGUUGUUAUAUCUUCGUUGUGGAUUCUGGGUUGAUGUCGUUUUUUUUGGCGUUGCCAUUAUUUGUUCUGAAGUGAUUGAUUUAUCCAUUGUAUGGAUUUUUAUUGUGCUUAAUUGUGUCUUAAUAAUUAUUGAAGAUUUACCUCAAUUUUGGGUUGGAGGCAGCCCAUUUUUGCUUUCGUCAGCCUCUUUAACGAUUGUAUUAUCAAUGGCGAUGCAUAAUAACGAUGAUCAACUGACGUCACCUCAGUCAUCUUUGGAUUGCGCUAUGCGCUCGUUUGAGUCUUUGCGUGGUAAUCGGCACAAGGAGGAGUUGUGUUUCCAGGCAAGUGAGAUGCCCACUGCUCACAUUAUGGCAUUGGAUCAACUGAUACAGUACCAAUGUGCACAUUUGGAGAAGCAGCUAGUUGCUUUACGUGUGAAGCGCGAGUUAUUGCAUCGUGGCAAGACUGUGUUUGUGUCUCUAAAUGAGCUUGUUAGUGAGGAGUGUUUAGAGGCUGCUGAGGAUUUGUUGAGUUCUUUUACAGCGAGUACAUCUCAAGAUUCCAGUUCGGAGCACCCAUACACAUUAUCGCGAUCUCGGACAGUUGGUGAUGAGAUAACUCACAUUAUUGACUCUAUGGACACUCAAUCUGCGAAUGACAACAGUUUUGAUGAGAUUAUGCGCAAGGUUCAGCUGAUGACUGAAGAGAGUGAUUCGUCAGUUUCUACUAAGGCACCUCGUCGUUCUGUUACCCUUCCUGAAGGUUUACCUUCUUGUCAAGUUGGUGCUGACGUUCAGUUGAUGCUACAUUUACAGGGUAUUUGCAAGCCUUGUGCUUUUUAUUACAACAAGAAGAAAGGUUGUCGCAACGGCAAUUCUUGUGGCUUUUGUCAUCACGAAGACCACUCUCUGUCCACUUUAAAGCAAUGGAAGAAGCAGCAAAGGCUGUAUUCUCAGAGUGGCAGCUUGAGUUGUGAAAAAUUGGGAGAAAUAUUGAAUCCCAACCUUGCACCUCAGUAGCUGGGUGUGU
Babesia bovis T2Bo is the source of this 1030-nucleotide messenger RNA. RefSeq lists its product as uncharacterized. Gene Ontology annotation, molecular function: metal ion binding. Lineage: Eukaryota; Apicomplexa; Aconoidasida; Piroplasmida; Babesiidae. The record is from RefSeq and is a predicted model, not a curated record. The transcript is spliced from 4 exons. Bases 226 to 1020 code for a protein of 264 amino acids.